Messenger RNA from Pygocentrus nattereri (red-bellied piranha), 944 nucleotides. Its product is annotated as DNA ligase 1-like. The transcript is spliced from 4 exons. NCBI's taxonomy places the organism in Eukaryota, Metazoa, Chordata, Actinopteri, Characiformes, Serrasalmidae. Bases 89 to 874 code for a protein of 261 amino acids. The record is from RefSeq and is a predicted model, not a curated record.
GUUGUAACUGGAGAGUGAAGUAGAGGGUGGAACCGAGUAGGUUGGUCGUGCUUUGCGGAGUCUGAGACAACAGUGUGAAGAUCUAGAAAUGGGUCUGGCUGAAGAAGAAAGCCCAAUGAUGGAAAGGCCGGAGUCCGUAGCGAGUGGCUGCUCAGAGGGGCCUUUUAACUUUAAAGCAGUGGAAGCCCUGAAAAGGGGAUCAUCGCCUGCACCCAGCAGUUCCUCUUCACAGAGUGACUGCUCACGUGAAGAGCCUCCAAACUUCAGGAAAAAGCUAUUAGACCAGAGGGAAAACGAAUUAGACCAGAGGAAAAACGAAUUAGACCAGAGGGAAAAGAAAUUAGAACUGGAUAAAAAGGACCUGACUGAGGACCUGGACUGGAGGGAAAAGAAAUUACACAGGAGAGAAAUGAAAAUAGACCAGAGGGGAAAGAAAUUGGAACAAAGGAAAAUGAAAUUGGAAAAGAGGAAAGAGAAAUUGGAACAGAGGGAAAAGAAUUUGGAACAGAGGGAAAAGAAAUUAGAACAGAGGAAAAAGAAAUUAGACCGGGAUGAAAAGGGCAAGAAUGAGGACCUGGAGUGGAGGGAAGAGAAAUUAGACAAGAGGAAAAGGAAAUUAGACCAGAGGGAAGAGGAAUUAGACAGGAGGAAAAGGAAAUUAGAUCAGAGGGAAGAGGAAUUAGACCAGAGGGGAAAGAACCUGGACUGCAGAAAAGUGACAACGUUCGCGUUCUUCCUGCUGAAUGUAACCACUGAUUUGAAGAAAAGCACCAAGGCACUGCCCCCUAUAUGCAGCUCUGAAGAGGAGACAAGUUCAGAAGAGAGUAGCGACUCGGAGGAGGAGACCGACUGCAGUGAUGAGGACGACGACUAAUAUGGGUAGAGCCCAGAGAACUGAGCCUCUGAAGGAACGGCAGGUUUGAUGUUCAGAGGUUUGGAGUGGA